AUGGUCGACCUCGGGGGCUCGCUGGCCGUGGCGUCGCGGGGGCUGUUCGCCACGGGCGUGAGUACGGAUCUCAACGUCACGUAUCUCAAUUCCGGCGGCAAGGUCGGGGAGAGGAUCCGGGCGGAGGUGGUUUGUGAUAAGUGUGAGUGUUCUUCCGAUAUAUGGAGGAGGGGGGGGUGCGUUUUCGUUCCGUGCUGAUAUGUUGAAUUUUUUUUUUUGGGGGGGGACAGUCGGCAAGACGUUGGCGUACACGAGCAUCAAGUUCCUGAACGACAAGGAUGAAUUGGUGGCGAGGGGCAGUCAUACGAAGUAUAUCUCGUUCGCGUGGAAGGAUCCGAAUAAUAUCGUGGAGGAGCUGAGUCCGAGGGGGGAAUAA
Messenger RNA from Lecanosticta acicola, 376 nucleotides. Lineage: Eukaryota; Fungi; Ascomycota; Dothideomycetes; Mycosphaerellales; Mycosphaerellaceae. The record is from the annotation of a GenBank genome assembly.